Molecule: messenger RNA, 2352 nt
Organism: Archocentrus centrarchus (flier cichlid)
Lineage: Eukaryota; Metazoa; Chordata; Actinopteri; Cichliformes; Cichlidae
Product: dihydrolipoyllysine-residue succinyltransferase component of 2-oxoglutarate dehydrogenase complex, mitochondrial-like
Exons: 15
Coding region: 68-1429 (453 amino acids)
Biological process (GO): tricarboxylic acid cycle
Cellular component (GO): oxoglutarate dehydrogenase complex; mitochondrion
Molecular function (GO): dihydrolipoyllysine-residue succinyltransferase activity
Source: RefSeq, a predicted model, not a curated record
CCCGCUGGGCUUCCGGACCGCCGCUUCCACCGCUGCCAAGACCGGGCGGACACUCCUUGGGUACGCUAUGUUAUCGCGAUCUCCGCGUGUUUACCGGACGCUGUGCCGUUCCCUGUCAGCGGCCUGUCAGGUCAGUAGUGUGCUGGUCCCACAGAGUGCUUCAGGUCACGCUGUCUGCAGCCAGAUAGUUUACAGGAAAUCUCAGCUAUGCGAUUUUCCAUCAUCAGUCAAUAUCUCCCAAAUAAGAUACUUUAAGACAUCUGCUCUUCACAGGGAUGAAGUGGUCACAGUCAAAACUCCUGCAUUCGCAGAAUCAGUUACAGAGGGGGACGUGAGGUGGGAGAAAGCUGUGGGUGACUCUGUGACAGAAGAUGAAGUGGUUUGUGAAAUCGAGACUGACAAGACCUCAGUGCAAGUCCCCGCUCCUGCCACCGGUGUAAUCGAGGAAUUACUGGUGCCUGAUGGAGGGAAGGUAGAAGGAGGAACGCCCCUCUUUAAACUCCGGAAAGGAGCUGCUGCUGCCAAAGCUGCCCCCUCCCCAGCUACAGAUGCACCACCUCCAGCAGCCGAAACCUCUCCUCCAUCUCCACCCCCUCCUCCACCCUCAGCCCCUGCUGCCACACCUCCAGUGCCACCACAGCCCACCCAAGCCAAGCCUGUUGCUGCUGUCAAACCCAGUGCUGCAGCUCCAGCCCCCACAGCAGCUCCUUCAGCACCAGGAGUCAGAGGAGAAAGCAGGGUGAAGAUGAACCGUAUGAGACUGAGGAUCGCUCAGAGGCUGAAGGAGGCUCAAAACACCUGCGCCAUGCUGACCACCUUCAACGAGGUGGAUAUGAGCAACAUUCAGGAGUUGAGGAAUCUCUACAAGGAUGCUUUCUUAAAGAAGCACAACACCAAACUGGGUUUUAUGUCAGCGUUUGUUAAAGCUGCUGCGCACGCUCUGACCGACCAACCUGCUGUCAACGCCUUUAUUGACGACACAACCAAAGAGAUUGUCUACAGAGAUUACGUAGAUAUUAGUGUUGCUGUGGCCACUCCUAAGGGGCUUGUCGUACCUGUGAUCCGUAACGCUGAGACCAUGAACUUCGCAGACAUUGAGAAAGCCAUCAAUGCACUGGGAGAAAAGGCUCGUAAAAAUGAGCUUGCUGUAGAAGAUAUGGAUGGAGGCACUUUCACCAUCAGCAACGGUGGCGUGUUUGGUUCAUUGUUUGGCACACCCAUCAUUAACCCCCCGCAGUCUGCCAUCCUGGGCAUGCACGGCAUCUUUGACAGACCUGUGGCCGUUAAUGGCAAAGUUGAGAUCCGGCCCAUGAUGUACGUGGCGCUGACAUACGAUCACCGACUCAUUGACGGCAGAGAAGCCGUCACCUUUUUACGUAAGAUUAAAGCAGUGGUAGAAGAUCCACAAGUGCUGCUCCUGGACAUGUGAUGCUCUCUUCUAAAAAGAUUCAGCUGCAUAAAAUGAACUCAGCAUCACAGAAAACGCACAGUCGCUAGCCUGUACAAGUAUUUUUUUUUAACUAUUGAAACUACAGGGAUGUACUGAGGUUGUGUUCCAAUGAUCAUUGCACUUAAUGUUGCCUAAAUUGAUAAAACAAAAAACCUGCUACUUUGAUCAGUAAUUCUUUUGCUACAUUUGAAUCACUCAGAUGGAAAACAGCUUGCCAGUAGGUGCGUUAUAAAGCCCUCAGAUGGUAAUAUGAAGCCGUUCAUAAACUCACUGUAUUCUCGUCACAGUUGCAUAAUCAUAAAACAGAAAGGCUUUUCCAGACAGCAGCUUUUUCCCCUGCUCGUUAGUGCUCUUGUGCCACUUAUUUUCCACAGUGGAGCUAAAACAGGGUUAAUUCAAAUUAGUUCAAGAUGUUUGAUGUUAACACAGCUUUCACAGAUUGCUUUGGUUAGAUGCCGUAACCAGCAACAGUCUGGGAAAAAACGAGUCAGCAACCAGGAAACGAGCUUUUUAUGGAAUAUGUGUACGGCGGUGCCACGUCGACUCUGUUUGACUUGGUUUAAUCAUAUUCCUGCUUGUCCUGUAUAUCGUGAUCUAGUAUAAACCUGCCUCACUCAUGGUUGUCAAGGCUACAAGCUUUGAUCGAACUGUUAACAAACGCACAUCAUUUCAUUGUUUUUUUUUUCUUUUUCAGCAGAGACCGUACAAAACACAAACCUCGUGCUUUUUUUUUUUUUAAAUACACAUUUUGUUACUUUAUGAAAAAUGUUGGAAUUAAAGUUCAAAAUGCUGAUUUUAUGUUGGACCAUUCAUUGUCAUUGUCCUCUCAUAUAUGAAAUGCUUCUACCUAUUUAAAGAAACAAUUUUAAACAUUAAACUUUCUUCGGUUUUAUGUACUGAAA